Messenger RNA from Ornithodoros turicata, 1967 nucleotides. Its product is annotated as protein Wnt-4-like. Gene Ontology annotation, molecular function: frizzled binding; cytokine activity. The transcript is spliced from 3 exons. Lineage: Eukaryota; Metazoa; Arthropoda; Arachnida; Ixodida; Argasidae. Bases 140 to 1102 code for a protein of 320 amino acids. The record is from RefSeq and is a predicted model, not a curated record. Gene Ontology annotation, biological process: canonical Wnt signaling pathway; neuron differentiation; multicellular organism development. Gene Ontology annotation, cellular component: extracellular region.
GCAGAGAGAGAGUGAGGGGGGAGGGCGUGUGAUUGGCGGACGCCCCUCCAACAUGGGGAUCAGUCGAAGUUUCAGCUCCAGCGCUUGGAGUUGACCGCCUUUUGAUGAUUUUUGCUGCGUGGUUACGGAAUAGUUGAAAAUGUCUGUCGUCGUACUUUGGGUGCUCAUUUGUUGUGCAACGGCGCGGGUGAGAGCCAAUUGGAUGUUCCUGGGCACAGUGGCUACUGCGCCAAAUUUGGAGUGCGAAUCGCUGGGCCUCGUCGGCUCUCAGCGACGCCUCUGCGAAGAACGUCCAGGAGCUCUUCAAGCUGUCGCCGAAGGAAAUCGACGGGCACUCGCCGAAUGCCAGAAGCUGUUCAGAUACGACCCUUGGAACUGCUCCCUACAAGGGUUCACGCAAAUGCUCACAAGGGGAAGUCCGGAGACCGCGUUCAUCUACGCCGUCCACAGCGCUGCCGUAGCCCACGCCGUCGCUGUUGCCUGCGCUUCUGGUCACCUCUCAGAAUGCAGCUGCGAACCAGCACGGCGACCAUCGCCGCCGCGGUCUUGGAAGUGGGGCGGGUGCUCCGACAACGUCCGUUUCGGCGUGCAACUUGCUCGACAAUUCGCCGAUGCCCCCGAACGGCGAAAAAGACGGUCCGAUCCUCGCGCGACCGUCAACCUCCACAACCUUCGGGCUGGGCGAAUCGCCCUGUCGGCUCGCGUUCGCAUGCGUUGUCGUUGUCACGGCGUCUCGGGCUCCUGCGAACUGCGCACGUGCUGGCGGCAGGCGCCACCACUGCAUGUGGUAGCGCGUGCGCUGAAGGUGAAGUAUUGGCGGUCGAUUCCGGUUAAAACCAGACCGAACCGGUUGCGGCGGGACGGUUUGGUGCACCUGAGGGCUUCGCCGGACUUCUGCGAACCGAACGCGAGACUCGGGGUGUUGGGAACAAGGGGUAGAAUUUGCACCGCACCCGAGGGGUGCAAGAGGCUCUGUUGCGGGCGCGGAUAUGAAACUAAAGUUGUAAAGAAGCGAGAGAGGUGUCACUGUAAGUUUCAUUGGUGUUGUUACGUCACGUGCAAGUCGUGCGAAACGAGGUUCGAACAGUAUGCAUGUAAAUGAAGCGACUCAAGAAGGCGGGUUUUAAAACAUGAACGAUCUCUUACAUAACGAAGCCUGACACUUUCUCCAUUUCAAUUCACACCACCUUGUCUGCGGUAUCUCAUCUUACUUCAUCAACUGCCGUGUAUAUACGUCAUGAGGCAAUGCUGUGUAUAUACAUUUUGGUACAUCAUAUCACUCGGUGGACGUAUCCUUUAAUCAUUAUCUCGCACCAACUUUAUUGCGCCUCAUCCGUUCGGAGAACACGCAGAGGGUCGAGGAAGGAAGGCGAUGCUCUUCUGCGCGAAAAUCUUCGGGCGUCAGCUGUGAGUGACAGCUCGAUUGGAGCUUGAAAAGCCCGCGGAAGCGUAAAAAUCGCGUUGGAUGAGCAGUUCGCUGUUUUCCGCUACAAAGGACUCCGCUCGUCACUACAGCAGACGACUCUCUUGCAGACGCGCAGAGUUAGCAGACGACAGACUUUUUCAUUCAAAAAUUUUCGCGAAACUAGCUUCCUUUUUUUUGGUAUUAUUUUUUUUACGCAAAUAUCUGGGACGGUUGCGGACGGUCACUUGCUGCGUUGUGAUUGCGUGGUUGGAGUUAUUGGAUUCUAGCGAAGUGAAGGAGGUGAUGUGGGCAUGCGCGUCACACGACAGCGACGAUGUCGUCUGCAAACAUAUAUCCGGUAGUUUGUGCGUUCGUCUCAAAUUUAUUCGCGGUCAGACUUUCGCGGUGUGUGCGUUGAAGUCAACAAGUUCACAAGUUCUAACUCUGUGAAAUUGGCUUGAUUGAGAGAUGCACUUCCAUUGGGAAGACCAGAUCUCAUCCCUUCUGUAAUACAAAGUUAGAAAACACUGCAGAAUGUAUUAUAUUUCAAUAAAUGUAUAUA